Molecule: messenger RNA, 2798 nt
Organism: Pelagomonas calceolata
Lineage: Eukaryota; Pelagophyceae; Pelagomonadales; Pelagomonadaceae
Source: the annotation of a GenBank genome assembly
UGCAUAGCGCUCUCCUUGCCGCCGUGCGCGCGUCGUCGCGGGCUGCCUCGACGCGGCUCUCAUUUAGUCGCGCUCCAGCAAACGAAGCGGUCGCACGAGCUCUACGCACAGAGCAGCAUGGCCACCACUCCCAACAAAAAGCCGCCGGCGCUGCCCCUCACCAGCCAGUCCCCCGGCGACUACCUGCUCCAAGAAGAAGCGUUACCCACGCCGCCGCGCCUCUCACAAAUGCUCGAAGACCUCGAGAGCCAGGCCGCGUCGGAGCUCGAGUCCUAUGGGGACGCGACGUUCGGCAAUGAAUGGACCGGCAGAGGCGACACGCCGAGGAAGGAGAAGGCUGUCCAGGAAGAAGCGAGGGAUGACGUGACCUGGGACCCCCAGCACACGAAGCGACCGCAAGGUAGAGUGACUCCUCGGGAGGACGUGCGCGUCGAAGCUUUAGAGCGAGGCUGUGUCAAGCUGAGACGAGAUGUCCGGACGGUCUGGAUUCUGGAGCGGAACUUCGAGGAGCGGAUGUCUCGUCGGGUAGAUGGGUGGGCGCAGGACAUCCGGGACAUGCGGGACGGCGUCGUGACUGAAAUACAAGACAAUCAGAGACGAGUAGUGAAAGAAGCCAUGGCCGAGGAGGCGCAGCGCCUUGAUGGGGCGCUUUCUCGUGUUUCUGAGUGCGAGGCCGAGAAUCAGAGGUUGAGGGACCGAUGCGCUUCCCUCGAAGCGCGGAUUGCCGACUUGAGUGACGCUGAGAGACGGUUAGACGCGCUGGAGGCGAGAUGCGCUUCUAACGAGAAUAAUCAUGCAUCCCUGACGCAAAGUGUCGAUGCGAGGUUUGCUGAUCAACAGGCUUCAUUAGACAAGCAUCGCGAGAGAAUCAAAGACCUGUCGACGAAAGCAAGGACCGAUGCCGGCCGUCUUAGUACGGUAGAGGCGAAGGCGGGGCCAGCCCAUGAAGCGUUGGUCUUGAUCCAAGACCGCAUGGCGGCGAUGGCUUUGUGUGACGAUGCUUCUUCAGUAGCCGCCAAGAGACCCUCGGACGCGCGCGACAUGGCGUCCCAGUUCUUGCAGGAUCCGGAAUUGCUGAGGGAGGGCGACCAGGGCUACGGGUUGUUACUGAGACUCUCGAGACCGGGGGCCGGGUCCGGCGAACACUUAGGUAAAAGAAGGGGCGUCAAUCUGGACGCGGCUGUCUUAGCCGAACAAAGACGAAAAUCACUGGAAGAACGUAGAUUGAAUCCGGAAGCGCCGGCGUCCGCGCCGACCGUGACGGGUGAUGCGACUCUAUACGCAUUAGGAGAACAUUUACGAAUUAUUUUUGACAGGGUCGAUAUUAACGGAGACGGCGAGAUCUCGCUCGUCGAGGCCGUGAAGGCCCUGAGAUCUGAUGACGAGUUCGCUGAGAUGAUGGGCUUCGACGAAGCGACCAAGAUAAAAAGCAGCGACGGCACGAAGGAUCGGCUGUCGUACGCGUUGUCGGAGAUGGACAGCGAUGGCGACAAGACCAUUAGUUGGGACGAGUUUAGGUGCUCGAUCCUCGGGUUGCGCAACGAGGCGGAACCUGUUCUGUUGAUUGAGGACGACGAGCUCGGUGGAGAGCUAGACGAAGACAUCGGCGAGGCGCAUGUUGAUUCAUUAAUACCGUCGGUGGUUGGUGAUGCCAUCCUAGCGACCUACCGUCGAUUAGAUGGUCUUGAGAGAAGUAAGGCCGACGAGGAGUACUGCAAGGCGUUAGAAAGUGACAUCGGCAGGUCAAACACCAAGACCGAUACAGUGGAGAAGAAACUACUCGAGAAACUACAAAUAGAGAAGAAGAGCACUGCUGAAUCAUUGGAGAAGACCAAGUCAUCCAUAGACGGUCUCCACGAGGCGAACGGGAAUACACUGUUGCGUGUUGAUGAAAUGAAGAAGAUGCAACAAGAGUUGUCAGAUGCGCUGUCGAAGAUGGACAACGACGCCCUGUCGGCUGUGAGAGAUUUCUUAGCCCCUACGAUAGAGAAAGUGAAAGACACCGCUGCAGCACUGGAGAAAUUUUCCUUCACGACCGAAUUUAAGUUAACAGAGUUACACGAAAAAAAAGAGUCGAAAAAACGCGUCGAGAAGAAGGCCGAAAUAGAAGUAGUGGACUUGAAGGCCGAGCAGAAGGACCUGGAAGCUACCACUUCAUUGGUCAACGUCAUCAACCAGACGCUGGCCGAAGCUUUGAAGCGGUUGGCGCGCGCCGAGGAUCAGAUCAAACCCCUCAAGAAGGCGACGGCAUCCCUCAAUACUGCUGUUAGGGACUUACGACGGCACGCGAAUCCCAUGGCACCCAAGGUCAAAGAGGAGCCCACCAUGGAGGACAUGCAUUCUCAAAGAGGUAGUAGGGAGUCGCGCUCUUCCCAGGACUCGCGCCCGCAGCGGUCGCCGCGCUCGCUGGACCCGAUGCCCGACCGGCCGAAAUCGCCGUCGUUCCCGCCGUUUCCUCGCAGUCCGCGGCCUCGUUCACCAGUACAUGACAAUCUGAUGCUCCACAACAUGCGCAUGUCGUGGUCGCGCGACGGGCAGCGGCGCGACGGCAGUCCCGAUCAUAGUAGGAGGCGUGUCGGCUUCGAGAACGACGUCCCGUUCGUCGAAGACGAUCCGCCCCGUCGGGUCAUUCCGCGGCGCGUGAAGGCACCGUUAGGGGAUAUUAGGCGGCCGGAGUCGCCCUGGGUCGACAUGGCGGAGAAAAAACGGGAUGAGCGGCUGGCGAGGGACUACCCGCGGUCGCGGACGCCGUCGGCGCCGGCCGGGAACACGGGGGGUCUCUAAUAAUUUUACAUAGU